CCCGCCUCACUUUUUUUACGACCAGAUGUUGAACCACUAUUAAUGUUCCUUUUGCGGAUAAAACUCGUCUAUAGAGAUUUUACCCAAUGACCGACACUUUUAUAUUUUUCGGGAACGAUUCGUCUAGGUGGUUUUCGAUGGUGUUUCGGGAAAGCUGAUUUACAAUUUGUAUACAGAGGUGAUGCGUAUUGGAUAUGUAAUAUAUAUAUAUGUAUAUAUAUAUCUGUCAUCGUCCCUGUGUAUUCGAUAGACAUGAUAUCUAUUCGUCACAGAAAGUACUGUUACUGCAGCGAGACAAUAUGCGAGGACUCGGCGGUGUGAAUGUAGCAGAUGUAACUACAAGUAGAACUUAUCUCAUCUUGGAUUUAUCAAACUUAUCAGUCUGACAAAGAGUCAGGAACAUCAUUGAUCCGUCAAAGUGGGACAGCCGGGAAUUAAAAUGUCCAAAAACGACUCAGAAUCUUCCGAGUUGGAUCUUAGGAUUAUUAUCACAAAGUUGUCGAAGCAAUGCAGACGGGACUCCAAUGGAGACCUGAUACCGCUGAGCCAGCUGACAGAGGAUAAAGUUCAUGAAUACAAAGAGGCAUUUAACAUGUACGACAAGGACCAUGACGGAAUCAUCUCCACACAGAAGUUGGGUGCGGUACUGCGAGCGCUGGGACAUAACCCUACAGAGAUCGAGAUGCAAGAGAUGAUUGACGAGAUUGAUUCUGAAGAUACCGGUUCUGUUGACUUUGAAAGUUUUCUGGACGUUGUCAUGAGUCGUGACAUUGAUGACGAAGACCACGAAAGGGCGCUGCGUGAGGCCUUUAAAAUGUUUGACAGAGACGGGAAUGGCUACAUAGACGCAGAGGAACUGCGGCUUUGUAUGAUGAACCUUGGAGAGAAGCUUACACAAGAAGAAGUAGAGGAAAUGAUACGAGAGGUUGACGUAGACUUUGAUGGGAGAAUGAAUUAUGAAGAAUUCGUCAAGCUGAUGUGUACCAAGUAUCCGUUGACGUAGUUUCCAUGGUGACGUCGAUAUCAAUAUGACGAUCUCCAUCAACAAAAACUUUGCCUCAGGAUUGGACGUGUCGCUUGUGAUGCGUCAUUUGAUACGUCAUGAGAUGGAAAUGAUAGUCUAGUCCAACUAAUAUGAUGGCGCGGUACAUUACAAAUAUUUUGUGACUGAUUAAUCUACAUCUACUCGUUAACUUACACGGUUCCUUACGGGUCACGUGGUUUUGACAAAACAAUCGGAUAUUGGAAAUGUGUGUCCUGAAGCUGUGUGAUCGACACAAGCUGCGGAAAUGACGAUGGCAUACUUUUCCAUUAUCAAAUUUAGUACUGACUGACGAUUAACGUCUUUACUCAAACUACAACCUUGGGUUUUUCAUUGGAAAGUGCGAUCUUCUCAAUGUGAUCAACGCACAGUCUUGGAUACCAGAACAUGUCAUCACGAUGAGUCUAUGCAUAGAAAUGAAUGGUGUGAUAUUAUGUAAAUAGUGAUUUAUUUGCAUGCACCCUAAAUAGAGAAACGUGUUUGAGCUAAGAGAAGAAAUGGGUAAUGGUUGUUUUUGGAUACUAGUUCAGAUAUUUAAUUUCAUCCACAGUGUAAAAUUUUAUAUGUGCAGGACGUUAUCUGAUUUGAAGAUUUUGGAAAUUCAAAUAAUAAUGAUGAUAAUUGUGUUUGUUGGGCUAUGGUGUGCAAAUUUGUAAAUUUCUUCACAUCUAGUGUAAAGAUUGACAUAACUGUGCUGAUAACUUGGGUUGCAAUGUUGGCGGCACGUUUAGAGACGAAUGCGUAAAAUGCUGAGAAAGUGACAUUUUAUUGUUUUGGAUGUUUUAUGUUAGGUGUUGACAACAUUAGCUACCCUUUUACGACAACAUUUAUGUGUCCAUUUCUCUUUUAUCCUUCGGGUUGCGUUACUUGUUUGUUUAUGGUCCGAUGAAUAGCCAGGACCACUUUGAGAUGGGGGUCUUCUGAACAUCAUGCGGGAGGCCGUUCGCAAGCUACUAAGAUAAAUUUGCAUAGAGUAUCUUGCCCAAGAACACAAAAAUGACAAUACAUCAUGACUUGUGUUCUCAACUUCCUGGCCAACACAGCACGCCACUGGUAGGAAUAUGGCUAGUUAUUCUUCAUCCUAAGUCAAUUAGUGUGAAUCUCUAGUGAAAUGAAAGUGUGAACUCUGGCAAAAGAGCAGAUUUUGUUCAUUGUUUCUCAAACUUUAUACGCCGUACACACAACUUUGGAUCAGGAACGUCAGUUUGAUAUAUGUAUUUAGAUAGGUGUAGACAGGACCCAUGCUCACGCGUCGGUUCCUGUAGGUUAAAUGUCAGUAUCUAGGUUAACACGGGAAAUAUUCUGUUCUUUAUGACAACCGGUAAGAAUGAUGGUGGUAGGCGUGAAUCAGUGAACUGGCCUCCCAUGACUAUUUUGUCAUGUAUUUAUUUUUAUUCUGAAGAAUAUCAUUGAUAAUUGAUACAUUUCAACCACUGGCUGUUAAUUUAUUAUCAUAUUUGUGGUUUCCUGUUGUCUGUUGAUAUCCCUUGUUUACUUCAGGAAUUCUUUCAACUGUUAUCGGUAUUUUUUGUAUAUAUAUGUAUUUAUACAUGGAAUUUAUUAACGCCGAGUACAUGAUGAAUUACCCUGUUUUAUUGAAUGUAUGAGAGAAGAAAGCCUGAGUUUAUAACGACUGAUUUUUUUUGUAUAUGAAUUGCACCAGAUAAUCACAUUUGUAUACUUGUUUAUAUUUCAAUCUCUAUAACAGCAUGCACCGAAAUACUGAAAAAAAAUCUUAAACACAAACUAUUAAAGCUUUGCUCCAAUCAGUAUUCCUGAAAUGAGUCUUGAUGUUUCGUUUUAAUCUACAUUACAAAUAUUCUGUACAAAACAGAACCGUGCAACAAUUAUGAAGUGCUAAAAUGAUAUUCAAUAACAUUGAUAGACAGAUAUGUCUAUAAUUAUUGACUUUGGCCAAGUCUUUAACGUUAUCAUAUCAAACUUCUUUAAUAUGAUGUAAGAUAGAGUCUUACCACUGCAUUCACACAUUCUAAUGUGUAAAUUCUUGAUUGAAAACAAAAUUAUUGCCAUUUUUAUCAUUUAAGGACUUCUGGAUGCACUGAAAGAACAUACCAUAGCGAGAUUUUCCUAGAGACCAAAUAAUGCCUCAUUGAUCCGCAGCUCAACCAGGGAGAUAUCUAAGGUUACGGGUUGUGUCCGGAUACUACUGUCAAUGUAAUAGAAUUCUGGACGAUACAAAGCAACCAAAAUAGAGUACGGAAAACAUCAUUUCGGAAUCUUAAAAUUUAUUUAGAUAAGGAUUCUUUUGUAUGUGUGUAAAUCGAAUGAACUGUAUGAUUUUUAAUGACAUUUUUCAUAAAUUAUUGUAGGUAUUCUGUUCAAAUCAGUGUCCAUCCGUUAAUAUGCCUGUAUACCGAAAGGUUGCCGGUCAGUAUGAGUGUAUUAUUAUCCAUGUAACUUGUCCAUUUAUAUUAUCCAUAUUUGAUCGUUACUGGGUUUUUUUCUAUGUAAAAUAGCUACCCAUGUCAUUUGUUCAAUCUUCUCAUAUCUUAUAGCGUGAACAUUUUCACGGAUAUCCUUCAGCUACCUACGUUGUAAACUGGAGUAGAAAUAUGGUACAGUAUGUUGUUACUGUGUGUGGCUUUUCGAAUGGAAUUACAUUUUUAUAGUAGCUGUUUUUGUAAUCCGACUUCAAAAUAGUCUUCAUGGUGAUAAUAACAACGAUUAUCUUAUGCAAUGUUCGUGAUAAUUACAAAGAGAAAAAUUAUUUAUUUCGGUGAAUGAUAAUUUCACUCGCAAUUAAUUCAAUAUUUUGUUAAUAAUCUGUUUUGUUGAAUAAAAUUGGUAUGUUUAAUGUUACGGGAAAGAAAUCUUCUGGGAUACCGACACAAGUCUCAUAAAUAUCCCUUUCAGUGGUGUAUAAUGAAGGAAACGUUACAUUAUGUAAUUAUUUUCCGGAUCUUCUAAAUUUAGAAUUGUUUAUACGAAAGAAUGUUUGAAAUAAUUGUAUCAAAAUCUUGGAAUUUCACUUUUUGUAUGAUAUUGGUGGAUUAGCUAUAUCUUGGUGACACGUUGUAAUUAUCUGGUUUAUUUAUUGGUGGAUCUGUCAAUAUUUUAUGUUAACACUAUUAAUUCAUUAUACAAUUUGUUUUAAAAUUUCAUCACUGCAUCUUGACUUUGGUCAUUCGACACUCCUAUAAAAGGAACGAGAUAAUAUAAAACAUCUUGGUCUCAAUCUUACUUCUAACUCAAUGAAGCAAGGAUUAGAUAUAAAAAAGGAGACACGUGAAGGCAACAAUAAAGACAGAAAUGACCCGGUAGUUUGAAGAAGAAGGCCGCUUCUAAUUUUACAAUUGUAAUAAACUCGUUAAUUUCUAAGGCUUUAAUGUAGUUGUGUAUGUCGAGCUCUGUGUCAUGGUCCUGAGCCAAUUACCUGAAAUAAUUAUUUUAUAAUAUGGUAAUGUUUUAUUACAUGAUUAAUUGUUUAUAAAUAAUAUAUUGUGCUUCCGGUUUUGUCAAAUACCAGGUGAGUGUAUUCUUACGUUGUCAAAUAAGAGUUCCGUAUGAGUAUCUUUUUUUCUCUCGAUGAAAUGUAUUACAUCAACAUUAAAAUCAGGUAUAUAUAGC
Molecule: messenger RNA, 4630 nt
Organism: Ylistrum balloti
Lineage: Eukaryota; Metazoa; Mollusca; Bivalvia; Pectinida; Pectinidae
Product: neo-calmodulin-like
Exons: 5
Coding region: 440-1003 (187 amino acids)
Molecular function (GO): calcium ion binding; enzyme regulator activity
Source: RefSeq, a predicted model, not a curated record